UUCAAGUGCGCAAUUCUCAAAACUACGACGAGGAAGUUAAAUACAUCUGUGAAUAUGGCGAGCAACGGUUCUGACGAGGAAGACAUUUUGAGUGUGUGGGAGUCCCGAAGGAGAACAACCAUACAACUGCUGCGAACGCUUGCAGAUGAACUGGAUUCCAUGCAAGGAAAAGUAAAUAUUGGUAGAUUGACCGGGUCAACUACAGCUAUUGUAUCAGGUAUUGGCACGCUUGCCUCUCUUGCACUGGUUCCAUUCACGGGUGGUGUGUCGACCUUGGCCAUGGUAGGAUUUGGAGGUGUUGGAGUAUUUAGCGGUGUUGUUAGCAUCGGAACUUUAAUCGGAAAGUAUUUCACAGAGAAAGACAUCAUGCAAAACGUCCAGAAAGCAAUCGAUGAUGAUAGAGAAACAAGUCAAAGACUGAACGAAGAAUUGAAUGUAACAGAUGAAAAUGGAGAAUGUGUUGUCGAAGCUAAUGUUACUCCAAUGGAGGUUGCAGGUGCUCUUGGACGCGUUCUGAGAGCACCUCUUACACCUCGAAGGGCUGCUGUGGGUGGAUGUGCUGAUGUAGGAGCAAGGGUGGGGGCAAAUGUUGUUAGAUGUGCAGGGGCUGCAAAAGGAGCACAAGCUGUUGGAAUAGGGGCAUGUGCUGCAGCUAAAGCGAGUGCACAAGCUAUUGGAAUGGAGGCUGCAAGGGAAGCAGGUGGCGCUAUUGGUGCAGGUGCGGCAAUAGGAGCACGCGCCGCAUCUAAAGUAGGGGCCGCAUUCAUUGUUGUCCUUUUGCCAUUAGACAUACACGAUUUUGUCGUCACAUCAAUAGAGACUUACCAUGGUUCCAUACACGAAUCUGCGAAUGCAGUGCGCCAUCUUGCUGAUGAACUGGAGACCGAAAUGACCAGUGUCCUAGCUGCGUAUCGGGCCUGGCGCGGAAGCCGUGGCAGGGAAAUGUGUGCUUCACUAUUGAGGAGUGGAUCUGUUGAUAACUGAUUUAAUCUGGAUAUGUAUAAAUGCGUUACACACAAUUUGACGUACAAAUACAACAACUGCAGCUAGAUUACCAGGAUAUAAAUGCCAUCUCUAAAGAUGAAAUUGUGAUGUAUGAUCAAGAAAUAUCUAGUGAUGAACAAUGUGAAACCUAGAGUUUAUCUUUACUAAUGAAAAUUUGUAUGUCUUUAAGUAAUAUGAUCGACCAAAAGGCAAGGUCUAUAUCAGAUGUACUUGAUCUCAGUGAUGACCAGUCGAGUACUUAAAGUUUGUAAAAAAUGGAAAUCAUCCUUAAUUAAGAUUUUAUGUCUCUCUCUCUGUUUGUUUAAAAAAUGGCGCCCCAGGUUGGCAAUGACUUUGUUUCUUGCCUUGUCAAUACAUUUGUAUAUAUAUCAUAUAUUUUGUAACGAACCCCUAUGCUCUAACAAAUGCAGUACAUAUGUCUGCUUUGCUUCACUAUGCAGGCCCGUUGAAGCGCGGAAUUGACUGCUAUGCUGGUAAACUCGUGAUCACUGAUACAACAUCAUGUCAUGAUCUGUGAUGGUAAAGUCGUGAUUAUUGAUACAACAUCAUGUCAUGAUCUGUGAUGGUAAAAUCGUGAUCUUUGAUACCACCCCUCAUAAUCAGUACCAUUUAACUUUCAUUUUAACUAAUUGUAUCGUUCUUGAUAGAAAAAUACAACUGCAUCAGACAACAGGCAAAGCCUAUACUAGUCUUAUAAUAAUGGCGGUUUGAACAAAAUAAUAGAUAUCUACAAAAAGUAAAAAUAUACAGAUAUUCCAUACUCUCUUGGAACAUGGCACAAACACACCUACACACCUAGACCUACACAUACACAAAUUGUCAUCUACCUGCAUAUUCGAAUAUGGGUAUCACAUAAAGCUGCUAGAGAACUUCUA
Messenger RNA from Pecten maximus, 1880 nucleotides. RefSeq lists its product as uncharacterized. Gene Ontology annotation, biological process: lipid transport; lipoprotein metabolic process. The transcript is spliced from 4 exons. Bases 55 to 984 code for a protein of 309 amino acids. NCBI's taxonomy places the organism in Eukaryota, Metazoa, Mollusca, Bivalvia, Pectinida, Pectinidae. Gene Ontology annotation, cellular component: membrane; extracellular region. The record is from RefSeq and is a predicted model, not a curated record. Gene Ontology annotation, molecular function: lipid binding.